Molecule: messenger RNA, 1811 nt
Organism: Hordeum vulgare subsp. vulgare (domesticated barley)
Lineage: Eukaryota; Viridiplantae; Streptophyta; Magnoliopsida; Poales; Poaceae
Product: peptide chain release factor PrfB2, chloroplastic
Exons: 7
Coding region: 136-1533 (465 amino acids)
Biological process (GO): translational termination
Cellular component (GO): cytoplasm
Molecular function (GO): translation release factor activity, codon specific
Source: RefSeq, a predicted model, not a curated record
GAAAAAAACAUUUUCCAUAGAGAGUCGCCUUCCGCCAGCGAAAACGUCUUUCGUUAUUCCGGUUCAUCCAACAGGAAAUACAAGCUAGCACUACUUGUCGAGCCCUCCCCGCAGCCAGCGUCGGAGUAGACGGGAAUGGCUUCCCGCCUCCUAACCAGAUCAACGGCCGCGGUCCUCGUCUCCCACCUCCGCUCCAGGACGCCGAAUCCUACCCACCACCUCCUCACACAUGGAGCUGCCAUGUCCUCCCUCCUGGGACCCACUCAUGGCGUUCCUGCCACCGUCAGAUCACGCCCCCUCCUGGAGCCGACUCGGUGGUUCUCUUCGCCGGCGCCCGUGGUGGAGGCGCCGAGGACGGUUGACGGCCUGACUGUCGACUCUAUUGCCGACAAGGGGUGGACGAUCCUCGCCGAUGCCGAGAGCGACUGGCGGAGCCACGCCGCCGCCGUCGCGCAGUCCAUCAGGCUUAUUAAGAAGCGUCUCAAGUGGAAAUGGUUACUGGAGAGGUCGAAGCAGUUGGCUGUGGUAUUGGAGAAGCCAGACCUCUGGGAGGAUCCAGUUUUUGCUGGGAAGGUUAGUCGUGAACAAGGCGAGCUCAUGGGCAAGAUUAAGUCAGUGAAUCAAUUCGAGCAACAGUUGAUGGAGCACAUCGAUAUGUUGAGGCUUGCACGUGACGAGGGUGACAAUGAACUUGAGACGGAAUCCAUGAGAGCAUUGGCCGAUAUGAGAAGAGAAGCAAAGGAGAAAGAACUCAACGCAUUGCUUUCUGGAGAUAAUGACCCUUACCCUUGCUUCAUUGAGGUCCAAGCAGGAGCCGGUGGCGUUGAGAGCAUGGAUUGGGCUGCCAUGGUUAUGAACAUGUACAAAUCAUGGGCUCAGCGACGGGGAUACAGAGUCACUGUAAUAGAAGAAAUGCCUGGUGAACUAGCAGGAAUCAAGAGGGCUACUAUCAAAGUUGACGGUGAGUAUGCAUUUGGAUAUGCCAAAUCUGAAAUAGGAGUUCACAGAUUAGUGCGGAUUUCUCCAUUUGACAGUGGAAAGCGGCGGCACACUUCCUUUGCUGCUGUCGCUGUAAUACCUAUUCUUGGUGAGUCCUCUAGCCGAUACCAGAUAAAUGAAUCGGAUCUUCGGAUAGAACGCUUCCGUUCUGGUGGACCCGGCGGCCAGCAUGCCAACACCACAGAAAGUGCUGUUAGAAUUGUGCACAUCCCAACUGGUACAACGGCAACUUGUCAAAAUGAAAGGUCACAACAUAUGAAUAGGGCAUCAGCAAUGGCUGUGCUGCAAUCUAGAUUGGACCAGCUUGAGAUUACCCGUCAAGCACAGAUGAAUGCAGAGCACACGCAAUCACUCUCUGAAAUAAGCUGGGGAAACCAAAUAAGAUCGUAUGUGCUACAGCCAUACCGAAUGGUCAAAGAUCUCCGGACAAACUAUGAAGUGUCUGAUCCCGAUUCAGUCCUGGAAGGCGACCUAGAUGAUUUCAUACUGAGUUUUUUGUCAUUAUCAUUGGAUAAAGUUGAUGAAAGUGUCUGAAGAAAAACCAUGUCUAUCAUUUAUUAUCAGCACGAGCAGACUGUGACAGUGCCCAACUAACAGUAAGAGAGGUUUUCUUUACUACUCUGACAAAUACAACGGACACCUCGAUCUCGAGUGGCGCGAAAGGUGCGGAAUAACUGUGAAAUGCAAAAAACCAGAGCUAGUUUCCUAGUACGAAUGUUUUAGUCGAUCUUGGUAGUUAGAGAAGGUAAUGUAACGGAAAUGUUUUUGAUUAGAGAGGCAAUAUAAUGAAACUAUGAUCGAUCGUUGACCUA